AUGCGGAAACCGUCAGCUACGGAUAGACGGAUAGAACUUGAACCCAUCGUUGCACGAACCAUCUACGACGUACACACAUUUCGGGUCCAUCUUCUCACCUUUUGUGGUGAUAAUUCCAUUCCUAUCGCUGUGGUUUCCUCCUCCACUGAGGAGUCGAGUCUCGACACAUGGCGACAAAGCCAGCCACAUUCCCAGCCACAAUCGACCGAGUCCAAGAUGGCUCAUCAUCAUUGGCUCUCCUCUCUGUUUCGUCUCCUCUCCUCCCGAUGGGCGUCUGGUAAACAGCACCUCUCAUUGGUCAUCAGGGACCAUUACCCCUCUCCCGGGCGCUUACAAUAUGAGAGUCUCUCGGCACGCACACCGCAGCACAUCACAGCACAUCACAGCAUGGAUUCACGGCACGGCACCUGCAGCUCCCCCUUCACCACCAACCCGACCAACCCCAGGCCGACUCCAACCCCCCAUUUCCCAUGGCUUCCUCCACCAAUGCUGACUCCCAUCCGGCUUGAAGGCGGGAAAAUGACCAGAAAUUCGGCGCGACUGAAGGCGACUUGA
Messenger RNA from Sodiomyces alkalinus F11, 555 nucleotides. RefSeq lists its product as hypothetical. The record is from RefSeq and is a predicted model, not a curated record. The transcript is spliced from 7 exons. Bases 1 to 555 code for a protein of 184 amino acids. NCBI's taxonomy places the organism in Eukaryota, Fungi, Ascomycota, Sordariomycetes, Glomerellales, Plectosphaerellaceae.